Messenger RNA from Austrofundulus limnaeus, 5205 nucleotides. RefSeq names its product kelch-like family member 4 (gene klhl4). The record is from RefSeq and is a predicted model, not a curated record. The transcript has 11 exons. Gene Ontology annotation, molecular function: protein binding. The coding region runs from base 819 to 3017 and encodes 732 amino acids. Lineage: Eukaryota; Metazoa; Chordata; Actinopteri; Cyprinodontiformes; Rivulidae.
CGCUAUAUCUGAGUGAACCAGAUUACCAUUUUACAUGAGAUUUACAAGGUUUGAGCAAAGUCCAACCCUUUUCAUCACAACACAGUAGUCUAAAACCAUGAAAGGCAGCGGGUGAUAUGCAUUCCCUCAAAAAAAGAAAAAAAACAAACAAUACUUUUAAUUUUAAAAGCAUUUGGCAUUCUUCCUUUGUUCACUCUUUUAACAGCAGCAGUUUUUGCUUUGCUAAGGUGUGAUCUCAUCAUCCUGGCUCCAUGRUACCUCACCUCCCUGUAGCAGCAUUGCUGCGUUAUCACUCCCAAAUAGAGAAACAUGCAUGUUCUCACACUGAGCGGCGGUGGAGGGGUGUAGAAAGAGCUUUAGGGCUCUUCUCAUUUCUAUUCCAGAGUAUAUGUGCCCAUCUUUAACAGAGUGUGUGUAUGAUGGUGUGUUCACAGGAGAGACGAGCAGAGAGGGAGAGAGACAGCAAGCCAGAGGAGGCGAAGGGGAGGGAGGACAGAUCAUGCAUGUGCAUUAACUCAGCUCCAGCGGCAGCAGCAAACAGAAACAGCAGCAGCACAGGAGGGAAGGAGAGAAAGAGACAGACAAGGAGGGAGAGUUGGAGGGAGGCUUAGGAACAAAAGCUGCAGAGAGCUGCUUUAUUUCUCGGCUAAAAGAACAGCGGAGGUGUAACACAAAAAGGAGGAGGUGAUCAUGAUAGUAGUGAGACAAUAACCGAGGAGAGGAGGUACAUUGUUAGUCAGAGCUCUUCUCUUCUCUGCUCUCCAUGUUCUUGGGGACUCAACACUCCACUGCCUUCAUCUCUCCAAACCCAGAAGAGGAUGUCCGUGUCAGGAAAGAAGGAGUUUGACGUGAAACAGAUCCUCAGGCUGCGCUGGCGCUGGUUCAGCCAUUCAUCCCAAGGUUCUGCCGGUGGUGGAGGGGGCGGAGGUGGCGGCGGUGUGGGAGGCUACAUCCAGCAGGAUGGCCUGGACCACAGAGGGACCCCUGUCCAGGGACGGCUGAAGAGCCACUCAAGGGAGAGAGGCAUCGGGGGGUUGAGGAAGACCAACAGCCCUGUCCACAGCGUCACGCCGCAAACGCCCGGGCCAACACCUGUCUACGUCAGGACGGGUCAUCAGUCGUGGCAUCACCUGCCCAACACCAUCCAAGGCCUGCAGGUGAAUGAGGAGGCUCCAAAGAGUAUUUCCUCUCCCAGCGCUACAAGGAAAGAGGAACCAAACACUGGCCAGAAAGAUGUGAAAAGCAGUACAGAGGAACCUGCAGAGGUGGAGGCCAGAGACAGGUUGGUUCUCAGCAAUUUCUCCAGAAUGAACACCAACUCCUCCGAUGAAUUUUUCCAGGCCACAAAUCAUGCAGAGCAGACGUUCCGUAAAAUGGAGACGUACCUGCAGCACAAGCAGCUGUGUGACGUCCUACUCAUAGCAGGGGAUCACAAGAUACCAGCUCACAGACUGGUCCUAAGUUCUGUAUCAGACUACUUUGCUGCCAUGUUCACCAGCGAUGUGAGGGAGGCAAAGCAAGAGGAGAUAAAGAUGGAGGGAGUGGAUCCCGAGGCCCUCAGAUCCCUGGUUCAUUUCGCCUACACGGGUGUCCUUGAGCUGAAAGAGGAAACCAUCGAGAGUUUAUUGGCAGCAGCGUGUCUCCUCCAGCUUCCUCAAGUCAUCCAGGUCUGCUGCAGCUUCCUCAUGAAGCAGCUUCAUCCGUCCAACUGCCUGGGGAUACGAUCCUUCGCAGACGCUCAGGGAUGUGUGGACCUGCUGAACGUGGCUCAUAAUUACACCAUGGAACACUUCCUGGAGGUCAUUCAGAAUCAGGAGUUUCUCCUGCUCCCCACGGCGGAGAUUGUUAAGCUGCUCUCCAGCGAUGACAUCAACGUUCCAGACGAGGAGACAAUUUUCCAAGCUCUGAUGAUGUGGGUGAGGUACGAUGUCCAGCACCGACAAAAGGACCUCGGGGUGCUCCUCGCUUACAUCCGCCUGCCUCUUCUUCCUCCGCAGCUUCUUGCCGAUCUGGAAAACAACAAGAUGUUCUCAGAUGAUCUUGAAUGUCAGAAGCUGCUGAUGGAGGCCAUGAAAUACCACCUGCUGCCUGAACGUCGACCCAUGUUCCAGAGUCCAAGGACAAAACCGAGAAAGUCCACUGUGGGGGCACUUUACGCCGUGGGAGGGAUGGAUUCUACCAAAGGGUCCACCACCGUAGAGAAGUAUGACUUGCGGACAAACACCUGGGUCCAGGUUGGAGCCAUGAACGGACGGCGGCUGCAGUUUGGCGUGGCAGUGAUAGACAACAAACUGUAUGUAGUUGGAGGGAGAGAUGGACUCAAGACGUCCAACAUGGUGGAAUGCUACAAUCCCAUCACCAAAGUGUGGUCCACCAUGCCUCCAAUGUCCACACAUAGACAUGGGCUCGGUAUUGCUGUGCUUGAGGGUCCCAUGUAUGCUGUAGGAGGCCAUGAUGGCUGGAGCUACCUGAACACGGUGGAGCGCUGGGACCCCCAGGCCAGACAGUGGAACUAUGUGGCCAGCAUGUCCACUCCACGGAGCACCAUGGGAGUCACCGCGCUCAAUGGAAAGCUGUUUGCAGUCGGCGGGCGGGAUGGCAGCUCGUGUCUGAGGUCGAUGGAGUCUUUCGAUCCGCACACCAACAAGUGGAGCAUGUGUGCGCCCAUGUCCAAGAGGAGAGGAGGCGUUGGCGUGGCAACGUACAACAACUUCCUGUACGCUGUAGGCGGACACGAUGCUCCUGCUUCCAACCACUGUUCCAGACUCUCCGACUGUGUCGAGAGGUAUGAUCCAAAGACGGACACGUGGACCACCGUGUCCUCUCUCAGCAUUCCCCGGGACGCGGUGGGGGUUUGCUUGCUGGGCGACAGGCUUUACGCAGUGGGCGGAUACGAUGGCCAGUCGUAUYUGAACACUGUGGAGUCGUACGAUGCACAAAACAACGAGUGGACCGAGGAGGUCCAUCUUAACAUUGGAAGGGCAGGCGCCUGCGUGGUGGUGGUGAAACUGCCUUGAGCCUUGUUUUUUUUCCCUCUCGCAACAGCAUGAGAAACAAAUGAGAGAGCAGCAAAGAGGACUGGACAAACAAAACAACAGAUUGAGGACAUUCCCUCCGAGAGUCAGAUUUUCCUUUUUUUUYCCCCUUUAACUCGGCUCUGCAGAUUUUUCAGAGGGAAACACAGACAGAGCCUUGCUCGAACACCAUUGUUUCUAUCAUUAGUGGACAAGUUUGCCCACUGGGUACGACUUGAAGGACUGGAAUGCGCUGCACAUUCUCUACAUUCUCACCCGAUUAGGAAUUUUCAUAAACUUGACCAAGGCUUUGGCAAAUCCUUGCCAAGAUGUUGCUGUUCUACUUUGUUACGCUAGUUUUAGAAAAGUUUAUGUGAAUGUCGAACAAAAAGUUACAUUUUGAGGAAAAUCAAACCCAGCUUCGUGUUAGUUUACACAUAUACACAAACAUUUCUUAUCAGUGCCAUCUCACACAGUAUAUUUUUUGGCCUCAGAUGACUCUUUAUAAAAAAAAGAAAAGAAAAGGAAMUUGUUAUACACUGUAACUGUGUUUUUUUCUACAAGAGUGGUCUGACCAGAUUGUUACUACUCAAUGAUUAAGACCACUGUGUUGAAGACUGAGGGUGGGGGUUUGGGUUAGGAAUGGUUUGAUGUACAGGGAUAUUUUUUUCUUUGAGCCUGUAGCAACAGAACACCAAAGUUAUUCAUUUGUCUCAUAUGUCUUGUUUUGCAUCAAACGAAGGUUUACAAAGUUGUGAAUCACAGAAAAUAUAUCAUAUUGAUAUUUCAUAAUGCUGUACAGAUUUUUUGUUGACACUGUAUUUGUGAAAUCCUGUCUGAGACCCCGUCUACACUCCUCCAAAUACUGUGCUUUAUUUUUCUCCACACGUUCCAACAAAAACAGUGUAAUGCUCAUGCCCAGCCACUAGGUGGCAACAAUAUUAACAUUAAAGACAUAUCCAGGUACAAAGAAACAACAUUGGCUGAAGAUUUUCCCAAAACGUAUUUCGUUUCUUUGAUGCURUUUACAGUUUUCUCUCAGUUCUUAAUGAUUUAAACACAUGAACAAUAGUUUGAUGAUAGGAUCUGGAUAAAACAAAGUAAACUUAGUAAAAACAGCUUAAUACUUGCAGUGUCUCUAGGGCAAAUACUAUUAGAGGUUAUGUCCAAAACAGAAUACUACAUCCACAUUUGUGAAAAAAAAUUGCAUGUCCACACAAAGUCACAAGAAAUAUAGAAAUACAUAUUUUUAAAAUCUCAAUUUUAGAAAACACUUAAAAAAUGAUAAGUUUUUCACACCAAAAAGGGCAUUUUUUAUUAGAGUAGUGUGGACGGGGCCUUAAAGCAAUAGUUCAGACAUUUUGUGUAAAAGUUAUGAACAAUUAAUWACAUACUUGUUGUAGACGACUUCAAUUUAGUACAACAGAGAUAAAUUCUGACUGGAUCAAGGAUCUCACAGCUGGUAAACUGAAGCUAAAGCUACUACCCAUUAAAAAUAAAAAUCCUCAAAUAUUUCAUAACAGUCAAUGUGAAUGCGAUUUUAUUCACGUUUAUUUCACCAUUUGUCUCACAUUAGUUAUUCCAGCUUAAAUAUUUUUGCAAUUUCUGCUGGACAUACCAGAGUUGCUUAGGCUAGCCAUGCUGCUUAUUGUGUUCACAAAUAACUACAGAAUCCUACGUAAGAAAAGCAAUCAUGCAAAACUGAUUGCAAUGUAAUGGUUUAUAAACUAGUGUUCAGCUGUGAUAAUUUGAGAUUUGAGUUGGUUUAAGAUGUUACCAAUCCAUUUGGGCUUUUAGCCAUCAGGCUCAAACUACGACUAUUUAAAGAGUUAUCAACAGGUAAGAUACUCAUUGUUCAUAACUUUUCCACCACACCCCACUUCAAAACAUGUGAACUGUUGUUUUAAUCUUCACUGUACGAUGACUAGAAUCAKUCAUUUGAUUUUCUUCUGCUAGCUAAGGAAAUGCUCUCUCACACGAAACACUUGAUUUCGGGAGCAUUUUUUUUUGCGGUGUUGUUUGAUGUCCAGCUCAUAAAUAUAAAAUAUUAUUAACUCACUGACGAUGAAAACAAUUUGUAACCAUAUGAAUAGUAUGUUUUUGGGGCCAAAUAUUGCUUUUUAUGUUUUUAUCAUACUUUUGUACAGCAUGAAAGCGAAUAAAUAAACUAACAUCAGUCUUCUCUGCACGA